Molecule: messenger RNA, 335 nt
Organism: Acaulospora morrowiae
Lineage: Eukaryota; Fungi; Glomeromycota; Glomeromycetes; Diversisporales; Acaulosporaceae
Source: the annotation of a GenBank genome assembly
GACAUACUAUUGCAUUACAAAAAAAAUUUACCAAUACAAAGUGUGCAUGUGCUAAGCAUCUUGAAAAUUGUCAAUAUUGGGCCAAACGAUAUACUCAAGAACAAACUCAAGAAAUUAUUCAAAAAGCAAUGGAACAUGGAUCAAAAAAAUUUAACAAAUGGCUUCGAACAACUUAUAAUAAUCAAAAUGAAGAAGAUUUAACUGAUUUAAGUGAAACAUCUACUUUACAUCAAAACUUUGGUUUACUUGAUAAUUAUACAUAUCAUGAGUUAAAGUUCGAUCAAGUUGAAAUGUUCGAGAAAUUAUUAUUAGAUGCAACAGUAGCAUGUGGUUAG